GGCCUUCCAGCCAAAAGGCAGGCGGAGAGCAGGAGAGGCACAGAACACAGCAUUGGUUCCGAGGCAGCCAGUUAGCCCGCCGCCUGUCUGUCUGUCCGCAGAGCCAUGGAGAGAGCCAGCCUGAUCCAGAAGUCCAAGUUGGCCGAGCAGGCUGAACGCUAUGAGGACAUGGCAGCCUUCAUGAAGAGCGCCGUGGAAAAGGGUGAGGAGCUAUCCUGCGAAGAGCGCAACCUGCUCUCAGUGGCCUACAAGAAUGUGGUGGGUGGCCAGCGGGCCGCGUGGAGAGUCCUGUCCAGCAUCGAGCAGAAGAGCAACGAGGAGGGCUCAGAAGAGAAGGGCCCAGAGGUGCGAGAGUACCGGGAGAAGGUGGAGACGGAGCUCCGGGGCGUAUGCGACACGGUGUUGGGCUUGCUGAACACCCAUCUCAUCAAGGAGGCCGGUGACGCCGAAAGUCGGGUCUUCUACCUGAAAAUGAAGGGCGACUACUACCGGUACCUGGCUGAGGUGGCCACCGGUGAUGACAAGAAGCGCAUCAUUGACUCAGCCCGGUCGGCCUACCAGGAGGCCAUGGACAUCAGCAAGAAGGAGAUGCCGCCCACCAACCCCAUCCGCUUGGGCCUGGCCCUGAACUUUUCUGUCUUCCACUAUGAGAUCGCCAACAGCCCCGAGGAGGCCAUCUCGCUGGCCAAGACCACCUUCGACGAGGCCAUGGCUGACCUGCACACCCUCAGCGAGGACUCCUACAAAGACAGCACCCUCAUCAUGCAGCUGCUGCGGGACAACCUGACGCUGUGGACGGCCGACAACGCCGGGGAAGAGGGGUGCGAGGCUCCCGAGGAGCCCCAGAACUGAGCCGUGCCCGCUGCCCUCCCUGCCCUGCCCUGCCCGCUCGUCCCCCACUCCUGGCAGAGAGGACUUGUACGGGGUGGGAGGCCCAACCCUUCUCCCCAGAUGCUCUGCCCCAGCUCAGAAAGGCUCCACAGAGAGGAACCAGCAGAGCUGAGGCCACCUGGAGCCAGAGGAUUCCAUGCUUCCUGCAGCUGUCAGGUGCUCCUGGCCACUGGUCAUCCCACCCAGCCCUGCUCUCUGCACCUCCGCCCCCCGACCCCACCCCUGAACCUGGCCACUUCCUCCCCACCCCGCCCCCCUCCUGCCCCUGCUACCUCUGGAUCUUAGGAAUUGAGGAGUGUCCCACCCUUGUGGCUGAGAACUCAACUGUGUGGCAGAGGCUGGAGAUGAGAGAGAGAGAGAGAGAGAGAGAGAGAGGGGGAGAGAGAGAGAGAGUGUGUGCGCGUGUGUGCGUGCAGCGAGCAAGACCAAGGAAGAGAGGGAAAGCAUGUCUGCUGGGUGUGACCAUGUUUCCUCUCAAUAAAGUUCCCCUGUGACACUC
Balaenoptera ricei (Rice's whale) is the source of this 1390-nucleotide messenger RNA. It is a transcript of the gene SFN, whose product is annotated as stratifin. The record is from RefSeq and is a predicted model, not a curated record. Gene Ontology annotation, cellular component: cytoplasm. Gene Ontology annotation, biological process: signal transduction. The transcript has a single exon. Gene Ontology annotation, molecular function: protein kinase binding. Lineage: Eukaryota; Metazoa; Chordata; Mammalia; Artiodactyla; Balaenopteridae. Bases 106 to 852 code for a protein of 248 amino acids.